Molecule: messenger RNA, 924 nt
Organism: Closterium sp. Yama58-4
Lineage: Eukaryota; Viridiplantae; Streptophyta; Zygnematophyceae; Desmidiales; Closteriaceae
Source: the annotation of a GenBank genome assembly
AUGCCUCCGAGACGUAGCUCCCGUGGCAAGGGCAAAGAAAAGGUUAGCGAUGACGAGCCCAUCGAUGACCCGCCCUAUGUUGCGUGGAUGAAAGAGCAGCAAAAGCAGGGGAAAUCGUCCCCGUCCAUCAAGCGUAUGUCUAAGAUCGUGCGUGAAUCUGCGGACACGAGCGCCAGCCGCGGGACCAGGCAUGAUGACGCAGACACCGGUGCGGAGACGGACGUUUCGGACGACGAUCUCGAAGAGAUCGUGUCCGAAUCUGAUAGCGACAGUGGUUCCGAAAAUUACAAGGUCGGCUCCGACGACGAUGAGGAAGACACGGACGGCGGUGAAGAAGGAAGUGGUGACAACCGCACCAACCGCCGUAAGAAGACAGUCGAUCCGCCACCUGCCAAGCCCGGGAACAAGCGGCAGUGGUCGGAUGCCGAGCUAACGUCCCUCGCUGCGGCCCGAUGGAACACAAAAGAUGAUCUUAAGGCUAUGCAAGGGAAGCAGGGUAGCCAGUACUGGCAAAAGCUCCGCGCACACAUGGUGGAGAAGGACAAAAACUGGGAUCGGGAUGAGGGCCAGAUGUCUAACGUCUGGAAGCGCCUGGAGAAGAAAUACAUGAAGACGAAACGGGGGGAGGGGAAGAGCGAGGGGAAGGCGAUUAAAAAAAAGUCGUGGUACGAGUAUGUGUACCACCUGAGGAAGCAUUCCGCCAAGGCCAAACCCCACGCCCUCGACGGUGGUGGCGCGGCCAAUAUCGACGUCCCAGCUUACGCAACUGUUCCUGGCAGUAACGACCGGGAGAACUCGGGGCCGGCAUCGCAGGGCCGUGUGCGCGGGGUGCGCCAUCAGCCUGCCACACCAGGUGUGUUAUGCGCCCAUGUAUGUAUGGCCGGUUUCAUCUGUGGUUGUUCGUGUCUCACACGCCAUGCCUAA